Coregonus sp. 'balchen' is the source of this 741-nucleotide messenger RNA. Lineage: Eukaryota; Metazoa; Chordata; Actinopteri; Salmoniformes; Salmonidae. The record is from the annotation of a GenBank genome assembly.
AUGUCCGCCAAUAAGGAUUGUCCACCUCCGCUCAUAAUCCUCUUACUGGCCCUUCUUAAUGGCUCCUCCUCCUUUGCCGUACCUUCUGACGUCUCAGGGACCAACCACACAGCCACCCUGCCUCUGAGGCCACGCGGACACAUGUACAACCAGUUGGAGUUCAGCGAUUACUACGAUGAGUUUACUGAUCCACCCAGUCAACCCCCGCCUGCCCCCUCACAGGGCACCAAUCCUCAGCCCUGUGACUAUGACCCCUGUCGGGAGCUACAGCCUCCCUGUGCCCAGCUGGCAGCCUCCAGCGGCUGCCUGUGUCCAGGGGUGAGUGGGCCCCAUGUGGCCCCAGAGGCUCCCUACCUGAAGAGACUGUCUAUGGAGGAUGCAGCAGUGGUGGUUCAGUGGUGUGCACCAUUGUCUUUCGUGACCCAUUACGAGGUGGUGGUGGGUGCGCUAGAGCCCUUGGUGUUUGGUGAAGACCAGAGAAGUGGUACUGUUAAGGAGGUGGGGCAGGGGGCAGAGGUGUGUGUGGUGGCGGUGAAUAAUGCAGGAGUCAGCAAGCGUCAGAGGGGGUCCUGUACGAUGUACGAGCCCCCUGGGGACAGCAGUGUGGCCCUCAAAGCAGGGCUGAUUGGAGGGGCCCUGGGGCUCCUGCUGCUCCUCUCACUGGCUUUCCUGCUCUGGAGGCACAGGGCUAGGAGAAAAGCAGAUGCCAGGAUCACCGAGGCCACAGAUGAAACACUAUGA